UUGGUGACUCAUCUCCAUGGCUUUUUUAAAAGAGCUCCAGCAGUGGCGAGAGAUACUGAUGACAAACCCAGUGAUGGCUGUGAACCCUUUAUUGACACCAUCAGGACAGCAGACGAUCCCGCUGAUUCCCUCGCCAUUUGGGCCUCCAACUGUGGACAGAGAUGUAUUGCCUUCCACUGUAGCUCCAACUGAUCCAAGACAGUUUUGUGUUCCUCCCCAGUUUGGAUCCUCUGUUCUACCAAACACGAGUAUGCCAAGUGUGUUGUCCAAUCGGAUCUACCCAGGUUGGGGUAUUUUACCACCUGAAUCCAUAAAGGCAGUGGCCAGAAGGAAUGAAAUGAUUCAAAGGCAUCAUACUGCCAGGACAGAAAUGGAAAUGUAUGCUAUUUACCAGCAAAGGAGAAUGGAAAAAAUUAAUCCUAAGGGACUAGCAGGCCUAGGGAUACCAUUCCUCUAUGGCUCCGGUGUCCCCUCUGGUCCCGCUGCCUACCAUGGCAGGAGCAUGCUCCCUGCCAGUGAUCUGCAUUUUCACAGAAGCACCCUCAGAAACCUUCAGGGAAACCCCAUGCUAGUGGCUACUGCACCACACUUUGAGGAGAGCUGGGGGCAGAGAUGUCGUCGACUGAGGAAAAAUACAGGAAAUCAAAAAGUUCUAGACAGUGAUGCUGAGAAUUCCAAAAGUCAAGCAGAAGAAAAAAUCCUAGCCCAGACUCCUGCAAUUCCCUAUCAAGAGGAUCAUUACGCAAAAGACCCAGAAAUUGAAGCACCCAGCAACCAGAAGUCAAGUGAAACGAAUGAAAAGCCAACUACAGCUCUUGCCAACACCUGUGGAGAGCCCGAGCCCACUCAGAGGAAACCCUGGAGAUCUCACACCGCUACCUUGAAAGCAAAGGCCUGGGAGAGUGGGAAAGAGGAGGCUUCAGAGCAGACUUUUGCAGCCUGUGAUGAAAAGAACGGGAUUUGUCCUCCACUUCCUCGACCGUCUCUGCCAGAAACACAUGCACUCCUCACAGUUGGGGGAAAUCUUUCCUUGGAUGAAGACAUUCAGAAGUGGACCGUGGAUGAUGUGCACAGCUUCAUUAGCAGCCUUCCAGGCUGUUCAGACUAUGCUCAGGUAUUUAAAGAUCAUGCAAUUGAUGGAGAAACGUUGCCAUUACUCACAGAAGAGCAUCUUCGAGGCACUAUGGGAUUAAAGCUAGGACCAGCACUAAAAAUUCAAUCACAGGUAUCUCAGCAUGUGGGAAGUAUGUUCUACAAGAAAACUCUUUCAUUUCCUGUAAGACAAGCGUUUGAUCAACCAGCAGAUGCAUCCCCUCUUUUGGAUUCUAAUUCCUGGAGUGAUACAUUGAGCCUUUUUUGUCCCCAGGAUAUAAUAAUUCCUAAAGGAAUUGAGCAAGAUAGUAUGAGAAACUAAAAGCCCUCAAGGACAAAGAAUAGUCUUAGCCAGUUUUCCAAAGAGUCUAGGAUAUUACAAAAGAUGUGUGAGGAUUUCCCA
Molecule: messenger RNA, 1495 nt
Organism: Saimiri boliviensis boliviensis (Bolivian squirrel monkey)
Lineage: Eukaryota; Metazoa; Chordata; Mammalia; Primates; Cebidae
Gene: SAMD7
Product: sterile alpha motif domain containing 7
Biological process (GO): negative regulation of DNA-templated transcription
Cellular component (GO): nucleus
Molecular function (GO): histone binding; chromatin binding
Source: RefSeq, a predicted model, not a curated record